AAAAAAGCAAAAAUCCCCCCCCGAACAAUUGCUCCCCUCGCUGUCCAUCGGGGGUGCAUGAUUCAGCCGCGCUCCGUGCCGAGAGGGGCGAUCAUGAUUGAGUGAAGCCAGCCCGUCCGCAGCCAGGAAAAGCACAAAGGAGCAAACACAACCAUGGCCAAGUUGACAGAAUCCAUGACUAACGUCCUAGAGGGCGACUCCAUGGACCAGGAUGUCGAGAGCCCCGUGGCCAUUCAUCAGCCAAAGUUGCCUAAGCAAGCCAGGGACGACCUGCCCAGACACAUCAGCCGAGACCGGACCAAGAGGAAAAUCCAGAGGUACGUGCGCAAGGACGGCAAGUGCAACGUCCACCACGGCAACGUGAGGGAGACCUACCGCUACCUGACCGACAUCUUCACCACCUUAGUGGACCUCAAGUGGAGAUUCAACCUGCUGAUUUUCGUCAUGGUUUACACAGUGACCUGGCUCUUCUUCGGGAUGAUCUGGUGGCUAAUCGCUUAUAUCCGAGGAGAUAUGGACCACAUAGAGGACCCCUCGUGGACUCCCUGUGUCACCAACCUCAACGGGUUCGUCUCUGCUUUUUUAUUCUCCAUAGAGACAGAAACCACCAUUGGCUAUGGCUACCGCGUCAUCACGGACAAGUGCCCCGAGGGAAUUAUCCUCCUCUUGAUCCAGUCCGUGCUGGGCUCCAUCGUCAAUGCGUUCAUGGUGGGGUGCAUGUUUGUGAAAAUAUCGCAACCCAAGAAGAGGGCAGAGACCCUGGUCUUUUCCACCCACGCGGUGAUCUCCAUGCGGGAUGGGAAGCUGUGCCUGAUGUUCCGCGUCGGCGACCUCAGGAAUUCCCACAUCGUGGAGGCCUCCAUCAGGGCCAAACUGAUCAAAUCCAAACAGACCUCGGAGGGGGAGUUCAUCCCUUUGAACCAGACAGACAUCAACGUGGGUUAUUACACCGGAGAUGACCGGCUGUUUCUGGUGUCGCCGCUCAUCAUCAGCCAUGAAAUUAACCAGCAGAGCCCUUUCUGGGAGAUCUCCAAGGCCCAGCUGCCCAAAGAGGAACUGGAAAUCGUGGUCAUCCUCGAGGGAAUGGUGGAAGCCACAGGGAUGACCUGCCAGGCGCGGAGCUCCUACAUCACCAGUGAGAUCCUGUGGGGUUACCGGUUCACGCCCGUGCUCACGCUGGAGGACGGCUUCUACGAAGUGGACUACAACAGCUUCCACGAGACCUACGAGACCAGCACCCCAUCCCUCAGUGCCAAAGAGCUGGCCGAGCUGGCCAGCAGGGCCGAGCUGCCCCUGAGUUGGUCUGUGUCCAGCAAGCUGAAUCAGCACGCGGAACUGGAGACGGAGGAGGAGGAGAAGAACCUGGAAGAGCAGACAGAGAGGAAUGGUGACGUGGCCAACCUAGAGAACGAAUCCAAAGUGUAACCCCACCACCCCCUACCACCACCACCACACCCACCACCUUCCCCUGCACUGGACAACUCCUUCUCCUCUUUCCCGGUCUCUCAUCCUCUUCUCUGUCUCUUUUAACUCCGUUCUUCCUUUGUUUCUCUUUCAUCUCGGCAUCCUCAGAAAACAGGUCUCCAAGGUGUAAAAUAUCUACCUGCCCUGGCUCAGUUCUUUGGAUUGACAAGGUAGACACGGAUUCGGUUAAGGUGUCCAAGUUGGUCUCCCUAAACACCACCUGCCCAACUCCUAGAGAUUUUGAGCUUCUGUUGUCCAGUACCAGAUCACUCAAGAGAGCGUGUGUGAGAUUCGACCCGGGACAAGACAAGUGCAGUCUCCGGUUCCUAUUCAUCAACCAGUGAGACAUAGGCCGGCCUCUUGCUGGUCUAGAUCCCGGUGAAUCUCAUACCCAGGGCCAGGUGCAAGCCCGAAGUGCAAGCCUGAAGCGGGCAGUGCACUUCUAGCCCAGGUGAGCUAAAGGUAACACCCUGUACAUAUCUAUGCCUUAUGUCCUUUUUUUUCUGCAGUUAAUAAAAUCCAGCAUGUACAAAAAAAAAGACUGUAGAACAGAACUUCUAAAUAUUGUACAUAGGUGUAUCAUUCAUAUAGGUUUAGAUACAUACCUUUAGAAUAAGAAGCAAAAAAUAAAAA
This is a messenger RNA of Sorex fumeus (smoky shrew), 2097 nucleotides long. It is a transcript of the gene KCNJ6, whose product is annotated as potassium inwardly rectifying channel subfamily J member 6. Bases 154 to 1425 code for a protein of 423 amino acids. Gene Ontology annotation, molecular function: G-protein activated inward rectifier potassium channel activity. Gene Ontology annotation, biological process: regulation of monoatomic ion transmembrane transport; potassium ion import across plasma membrane. NCBI's taxonomy places the organism in Eukaryota, Metazoa, Chordata, Mammalia, Eulipotyphla, Soricidae. The record is from RefSeq and is a predicted model, not a curated record. The transcript has 4 exons. Gene Ontology annotation, cellular component: plasma membrane.